AAUCGCAAAUCCUUGUCCAGCUGCGCGUUCAAUCACUACACACAGGCACAAGCACCAACUCUUCGCCGCCGCAACCACCAGCAGCAGCAGAAGCAAUCAUGGGUCGCGUUCGCACAAAGACGGUGAAGAAGUCCUCCCGCCAGGUGAUCGAGAAGUACUACUCUCGCAUGACACUUGACUUCCACACCAACAAAAAGAUCCUCGAGGAGGUAGCGAUCAUUCCUUCCAAGCGCCUGCGCAACAAGAUCGCUGGCUUCUCCACCCACCUUAUGAAGCGGAUCCAGAAGGGUCCAGUUCGGGGAAUCUCUCUGAAGCUCCAAGAGGAGGAGCGCGAGAGGAGAAUGGACUUCGUCCCCGAUGAGUCCGCCAUUAAGACUGAUCACAUCGAGGUCGACAAGGAGACCAUGGACAUGCUUGCGGCUCUCGGUAUGUCUGAGAUUCCAGGUGUUGUUAAGGUGGAUCCCGUUGCCGCUCCUGUUCAAUCAAUGGGGUUCGGCCGUGGUGCAGGUGGAGUUGGCAGGAGGUACUAAAAAGCCUAUUUUGGUGUUGUGGGUCUUUAUAGGAUUUUGGAGAGGAUUCUUGCAUGCUUCGUUUUUCUUUUUUUUUUUUUUGCUUUAUGUUUCGAAAAUAUUUUAAUCUUAUGUUAAGCAAGGAUCUUUUUAGUCUUAAGUUUAUAUUUUUGUUGGAACUAUUUUGAUUUCUGAUAAAUGGGUAUUGUUAGUUUAAUUUUAUGAUUGUU
Molecule: messenger RNA, 739 nt
Organism: Carica papaya (papaya)
Lineage: Eukaryota; Viridiplantae; Streptophyta; Magnoliopsida; Brassicales; Caricaceae
Product: small ribosomal subunit protein eS17-like
Biological process (GO): translation
Cellular component (GO): ribosome
Molecular function (GO): structural constituent of ribosome
Source: RefSeq, a predicted model, not a curated record